This is a messenger RNA of Coregonus clupeaformis (lake whitefish), 2967 nucleotides long. It is a transcript of the gene nup54, whose product is annotated as nucleoporin 54. Bases 882 to 2447 code for a protein of 521 amino acids. NCBI's taxonomy places the organism in Eukaryota, Metazoa, Chordata, Actinopteri, Salmoniformes, Salmonidae. The transcript has 14 exons. Gene Ontology annotation, biological process: nuclear pore organization; NLS-bearing protein import into nucleus; protein localization to nuclear inner membrane. The record is from RefSeq and is a predicted model, not a curated record. Gene Ontology annotation, cellular component: nuclear pore central transport channel; nuclear pore. Gene Ontology annotation, molecular function: structural constituent of nuclear pore.
UAUUUCAUGUGUGCAUGACUAUCACAUCUGUAACCAGAGUUUACGGCAAGCUGAUGAAAGAACUGGGAGAUGGGGCUUGGAUCGAUAAUAAUUGCAUACAGGAGAACAAGCUUGUCGACAUGCACCACAUCCAUACGGACGCGCGCACUCAGCAGAUGAUGGUGUCUACAUUUGCCAGGCAAGACUGCACCAUCCGCUGUUUUAUUGCUACAGUGGCUUUUGGACUUGUCGUACAGGUUUAAGGAAAGUGAUGCGCUGGGGGCCAUCCAAAGACCUUAUGAAUUAGAGAUGGGCAACCGGGAAAGGCCUCAAUGUACAGCUACCCCUACUCGGUCCAAACAAAACAGAUACAGAAGAACAUGAUAGACCUGAUCAACAACGCUUCGCAGGACAUCUAUUUGAGGAAGACGAUACGGCAGUAUUUUUUUCUGUCAGACAUGGGGAGAGAAGCGUUAGUAUCAGCAUAUGACUAACCGUAUUGUUGCUGUGUGUGAUGCCAGAGGUCAGUAAUAUUUUGCUCAGUUCGUUUUGGGGUAUCGUUACUGUUAUUCAUUUAGGAAAUUAAAGAGGCAGUUAUGACUGUUUUAUCCUGCUGUAUUAAGGUCACGCCAGUGGUCCGUCUCACCUCCAAGGCUCCUCGUCAUCUAGCUAAUUUUCUGUGGAUUCCUGAUACUUCUUGUGAUGUUGAACUUGUUAUUUUCGUGUUCUAACGAUAACUUCAUUCUAUUUUGCAGUGCACACACUUGUGGAGAUGGUAGGAUGAUGAAAGGAGGAACGUCCACAGCCAUUUAGGCCACCGUCGAAGAUGACGGAAGUUCACCUUGCUGUAAUGGGCAAAUCUAAGUGCCAACAGGAGGAACUUGUUUCAAUGCUCCCGACUGAUGUGUCUUGCAGCCCCUGGUUUCGGGACCACCACCACUGCUGCGGCACCCGCUGGCUUCGGCGGCUUCGGCACCACCACCACAGGAUUUGGGGGGCUGGGAGCCGGGAGCACCACGUCUGGUGCUUUUGGGGGUUUUGGGACAACCACUACAUCCGCUGCUGCGCCUGGGUCCACUUUCAGCUUCGCCGCUCCUGCAAGCACAACAGGAGGACUGUUUGGUAAUACCCAGAAUAAGGGAUUUGGGUUCUCCUCUGGGCUGGGCACUGGUACUACCACUGCAGCUGGGUUUGGAACAGGUCUGGGGACAACUCUAGGAGGUGGAUUUGGUGGCUUCAAUAUCCAGCCACAGCAGCAACAGCAAGGAAGCUUUUUUGGGCAGCAGGCCCAAGCCCCGGCCCAGUCUAAUCAGCUCGUCCACACAGCUAACGCCCUGUCUGCCCCCACCCUGCUGGGGGACGAGAGAGAUGCCAUCCUGGCCAAGUGGAAUCAGCUCCAGGCCUUCUGGGGAACAGGCAAGGGCUACUUCAACAACCAACUGCCCCCUGUAGACUUCACACAGGAGAACCCUUUCUGCAGGUUCAAGGCGGUGGGCUACAGCUGUAUCCCAGGCAGUAAGGAUGAGGAUGGUCUGGUUGUCCUGGCCCUCAAUAAGAAGGAGGCUGAUGUCCGUAGCCAACAGCAGCAGCUGGUUGAGUCUCUACACAAGGUGCUGGGAGGGAACCAGACUCUCACCGUCAAUGUAGAGGGAGUCAAAGCCCUGCCUGAUGACCAGACGGAGGUGGUGAUCUAUGUGGUGGAGCGUUCUCCUAACGGCACAUCUAAGAGGAUCCCAGCUACAACACUGUACAGCUAUGUAGAGCAGGCUAACACCAAGGCCCAGCUCACACAGCUAGCAGUUUUCAUGUCUGUUACACGCACUGAGCUCUCACCAGCACAGCUCAAACAGCUGCUGGCGAAUGCACCAGCAGGUGUGGAUCCCAUCAUUUGGGAACAGGCAAAGGUAGAUAACCCUGAUGCUGACAAGUUGAUCCCCGUCCCCAUGGUUGGUUUCAAAGAACUGCUCCGCAGACUGAAAAUUCAGGACCAGAUGACCAAACAGCACCAGUCCAGAGUAGACAUCAUCUCCAAUGACAUCAGUGAAUUGCAGAAGAACCAGGCAACAACAGUGGCUAAGAUCGCUCAAUACAAGAGGAAGCUGAUGGAUCUCUCUCACAGAGUACUACAGGUGCUGAUCAAGCAGGAGAUUCAGAGGAAGAGUGGCUAUGCCAUCCAGGUGGAUGAGGAGCACCUAAGAGUGCAGCUGGACACCAUCCAGUCUGAACUCAAUGCCCCCACGCAGUUCAAGGGGCGUCUGAACGAGCUGAUGUCUCAGAUCCGGAUGCAGAACCACUUUGGCGCGGUGCGCUCAGAGGAACGAUAUAGUGUGGACGGAGACCUUCUCAGAGAGAUCAGACAGCACCUGAAGCAGCAGCAGGAGGGUCUGAGUCAGCUGAUCAUUGUGAUCAAAGACGACGUGGAAGACAUCAAACUGAUAGAACAUGGCCUCCUGGACAGACUCGGCUGACCUCAAAGUGCCUCCCAGGCCCCACGUGGCCCUGAAUUCUCUCUCACUGCUGACAAACAUUAAAGGGACAUGCCUCUUCUUAGCAAGGCAUAUAUAUAUGUAUGUGUGUGUCUGUUCAAAGGUCUGUCUCCUACUCAGAGGUGCUUUCUCACACAGAUUAACCCUUGUCCUGGACUAAAAAGCAAGCUCAAUGGUGAAUCUCAAUCAAAAAUGCUUUUUAGUCCAGGACUACGCAUAAUCUGUGUCUGGGAAACUGCUCCUAAAACCCCCAUCCAUCUAAACUGGAACAAGACCGCCUUAGAAAAACCGCCUGACCGUCUGGUGGUCACUGUCUGGUUGACAGCCAGUAAAAUGUGACUGUUUGAGAUUUGGGGUGAUAUUCAAGUGCGAUAUUCAACACAUUGUAUAUAAUUACGCCUUUUAUUAUUGCUUUAGUCAUAUUUUAUAUGAUGGAAUAAGAAUUAUACACAAGCCCAACAUGGUUUAAUAAAAUGUCAUUGAGGAGUGUUUUUCAACAUUA